Molecule: messenger RNA, 499 nt
Organism: Cutaneotrichosporon oleaginosum
Lineage: Eukaryota; Fungi; Basidiomycota; Tremellomycetes; Trichosporonales; Trichosporonaceae
Source: RefSeq, a predicted model, not a curated record
CUUGCCCCAGCCACUCACGCGCCAUUCCGAUCACCACUACUACUGUCAUCCCCUCAUAGCACUAUGACAGUCCCAACAGACAUCGAGUCCUUCGUCAGGGAGUUCUACCGACUCUCUGACGUUCCCGACGACCAGUAUCUCGACCUCUUCCAUGACGAGUUCGAGUUCCACAUCGGCGACCGAUACACAAACUCUCGAGAAGGUCUGCGCGAGAUGCGGAAGCGCGGCGCAGCAGCAGUCGCAAGCCGCGUGCACCAUGUUCACCAUCUCUACUUCAACGAGAAGAAGCCCAACCACGUCGUCGUAGUGGGCAGCAUUGAUCUCGACCGCCUCGCGGAUGACAUGCAGAUUCGCGGGCUACCAUGGAUGGCCAAGCUCGACAUGCGGGACGGAAAGAUCGAGAAGUAUACUGCCUAUGUUCACUUCCCACCCGUUCAGACUGAGUAGGUUUGUAAAUCUUGAGUUGUAGGGAUAGAUCUCGGGAUGUGAAAGGUUCCAC